CUAGUUACAUCUGCCAUUUUUCUAACAGUUCAAGCUGCUGAGAAUCAUAUCCGGAGUUUAGUUAAGCACAUACAUAGUUACAUACUUACAAAAAACAGAACUCAGUUUUCAGAUUUGGAAACGAUAUUAUCUGCUUUUUGUUAUUGUUUCUCCUAUUGAAUUUUUGUAACUUGAUGAAAAUCUGGUUUUAACUGACCACAUAUUAAUCCAUAUAUUUCCGCGUUCCCCUUGUAAACUUUCCGGUUUAAGCGUUAAUUAUUCGCCGUUUCUCUAAACUGUUUCAAAAACAGUUUUGCCUGUUAUCUUAAAAUGUACAUGCACGGGAUUAUCGUGCAAAUUUUUCUUGUAUUCAUUUGCUGCAAGACGAUGGUGAUCCAUGGUGCACCUAGUCCAGUUCCCACCAAGGAUGACAAUCACGAUCAUGAUCACGAAGACAGCGAUCUUCCGGCAGACUGGGAAGAUUUGAUCCGAGAAAGUGUGGCACAGACGAAUAAUUCUGGUGUCGACGCAUCAUUACUGCAGAGGACCGACCUUUACGAAGGUGAUAUCAUGGUCAUGCCUAUCGACGCCGAACAUCCGAGUGGUUCCGGAGGAACAUUGAUGUACACCGCAGUGCGCAAUCGGAAUGUGCUGUGGCGAAACGGUGUCGUUCCGUUCACCAUUGCUCAAGGCUACAGUUCGCAACAGCAAUCUACGAUUGUCAAAGCGCUCAACGAUAUAAUGAGCAAGACUUGCAUCAAAUUUGUCCGGCGCACGAAUGAACGGGACUACGUGACCUUUAUCAAUGGAAACCAAGGGUGUUCUUCCUACAUCGCCCGAGUGGGUGGUCAACAGCUCGUUCAACUGGCCAAUGGUUGCAUCCAACACGGAAUUGUGCAACAUGAAACGAUUCACUUACUGGGAUUCGAUCACGAACAAAACCGUCGCGAUCGGGACAACUUUGUUACCAUUGUCUUCAGUAACAUCGAUCGCAGAAUGGAGCACAAUUUCCAGAAGAAUGUCGACAGCGAUUCCCUAAACUUGGCUUAUGAUUACGGCUCACUAAUGCACUACGAUCGCACCGCUUUCGCGAAAAAUCCCAACUUCCCGACGAUCGUCCCCAAACGGCGGAGCGUGGCUAUUGGCCAACGCCAGCAGAUGAGUCCCACCGAUAUCCAGAAGAUCAACAUUCUCUACCAGUGCAACGGCGCCAGGGGCCCGACGCCGUCACCUGUAGGCGGUACGGGCAACCGGGUCGCUGGCCGCCGCCGAGACGAAGAAGGGCUCGAGCAGGCCAAUAUAACGGAUGCGUCGGGUAUCGACGCCGGUGUUAAGACCGGUUUAUCAACGUCACCGGGGAAUACGACUGUUGCCGGUCUGUCCAACAUUAAGAAACCAAAAUCCAGCGCCAGCUUCGUUUCGUGGACAGUCUGGUCUACACUGUUUUUCUCAACUGGCACAAACCCGUUUUUAUAAGCCUGGAUGGUUGUUACCAGAGCUGGUCCGAUAUGAAUUUUUCGCCUCCGCUACGAUACCGCUCCGAUAAUUAAAAUGUCCGAUACGAUUCCGAUACCGCUACGAUUUUGCUCAAAUUUUCCGAUACGAUAAAUCCGAUGAUCCGAUAAAAAACCAAAACUUUCAAGUGAAAAUUCGCGCAGGCCGGCAUUCACCAGUGCAUUUCACAAAAUUCAGUUUACGAUUUUAAAAAAUAAGCU
Messenger RNA from Paramacrobiotus metropolitanus, 1694 nucleotides. RefSeq names its product astacin-like. Gene Ontology annotation, biological process: proteolysis. The record is from RefSeq and is a predicted model, not a curated record. Gene Ontology annotation, molecular function: zinc ion binding; metalloendopeptidase activity. The coding region runs from base 310 to 1455 and encodes 381 amino acids. NCBI's taxonomy places the organism in Eukaryota, Metazoa, Tardigrada, Eutardigrada, Parachela, Macrobiotidae. The transcript has 7 exons.